AUGGCGGCACAGAACGAGAUUGGCCACCCUGCAGACGACCGCGCCGUGGAAGGCAUCGACGAUGAGAAACCCAACGGGGCUGAAGAUGUUGACGAGGGAUACGACCUGUUCGCCGAGGGCAGCCCGCGCGCUAUCACGAAGGGGGAGUCACGGUCUGUGCGGCGCAAACUAGACCGUCGCCUGCUCCCGCUCAUGUGCGUCAUGUACGGCCUCAACUACGUUGACAAGGUAGCGAUGGGAUGGGCGGUCCUGUUCAACUUCCGCGAGGAGCUCCAUCUCGAGGGAACGCAGUACUCGUGGGCCAGCUCCAUGUUCUACUUUGGCUAUCUCAUCGCGCAGUAUCCGGCCAACUAUAUUCUGCAGCGAUUCCAGACAUCCCUCGUCAUCGGCAUCAUGACGUUGGUCUGGGGAGCUCUUAUGCUUGCCCACUUGGGUCUUGACGACUUUGGAGGUCUCAUGGCGAUCCGCUUCCUGCUGGGCGUGUCCGAGUCCGUCGUCACACCAGGCUUCGUCAUCUACACAUCAAUGUUCUACACGCGCCAGGAGCAGGUCCUCCGCAUGACAGCCUGGGCCAGCAUGCAGGGACUGUUCGCAAUAGUGGCGACGCUCAUGUCCUAUGGGCUAGGCCACAUCGCAGACACGGCCCUCGACCCUUGGAUGUACAUCUUCCUCGUGCUGGGCAUCCUGAGCAUCCUGAGCGGCGCUGCCUGGAUCGCUUGGAUGCCGCACACGCCCAACACGGCCAGCUUUCUUACCCACGAUGAGCGCGUCAUCGCCGUCCGUCGCGUCGCCUCCAACAUGAUGGGCAUCAAGAGCUACAGGUGGAGGAACUACCAGGUGUGGCACGCCGUCAAGGACGUCAAGACCUGGCUCAUCCUCGCCUUCGUCUUCUUCACCAUGCUCCCCAACGGCGGGCUCACCAAUUUCGGCUCCCUCGUCACAUCCGGAAUGGGCUUCGGCACGUUCCACACACUCCUCAUCGGCCUACCCUCGUCCAUCGUCAGUUCGGGGUCCAUCCUCGCCUGGGGCCUGAUCUCUCGCCGGCACGAGAACACCCGUACCCUCGGCAUGAUUAUACCGCUGCUCCCUGCUAUCGCAGGCAUCUCUGCUGUCUAUGGCACCAUGGAUACGGGUGCCAACAAGUACGGUCGCGUUAUUGCCUAUUGGCUCAUUAAUUCGUAUGCCGUCACAUGGCCCUUUGUCCUCACCAUCAUCGGUCAAAAUAUUGCCGGACACACCAAACGAGCCACGACCAACACGCUCAUGCUCAUCAUCUUUUCGACUGGAAACAUUGCCGGACCCUUUUUCUUCCGAGAAAGGGACGCUCCAAAGUACGUGUUGGCCAUCUCUGUCAUCAUGGUCUGCCUGUGCGCCGCCCUCUUUUGCGCCUUGGCACUCCGAAUGUACAUGAUGUGGGAGAAUCGUCGUCGGGAUCGUCUCUAUGGCACUACGGAAGAUGUAGAGGACUGUUCCGAUGGUAUGAAUCUGGGUAUGCACGACAAGACAGACUUGGAGAAUCCGGACUUUCGCUACCUUCUAUAA
Geosmithia morbida is the source of this 1542-nucleotide messenger RNA. Its product is annotated as MFS family permease. The transcript has 3 exons. The record is from RefSeq and is a predicted model, not a curated record. Lineage: Eukaryota; Fungi; Ascomycota; Sordariomycetes; Hypocreales; Bionectriaceae. The coding region runs from base 1 to 1542 and encodes 513 amino acids. Gene Ontology annotation, molecular function: transmembrane transporter activity. Gene Ontology annotation, biological process: transmembrane transport. Gene Ontology annotation, cellular component: membrane.